This is a messenger RNA of Protobothrops mucrosquamatus (brown spotted pit viper), 2283 nucleotides long. It is a transcript of the gene PLCD4, whose product is annotated as phospholipase C delta 4. Gene Ontology annotation, molecular function: calcium ion binding; phosphatidylinositol-4,5-bisphosphate phospholipase C activity. The record is from RefSeq and is a predicted model, not a curated record. The transcript is spliced from 15 exons. Lineage: Eukaryota; Metazoa; Chordata; Lepidosauria; Squamata; Viperidae. Gene Ontology annotation, biological process: lipid metabolic process; intracellular signal transduction.
AUGUCUUCACUUCUCUACAGUCCUCGUAUUCAACUGGAUGACAAUCUUGUUCAAAUGCAACAAGGAACAAUGAUGCGCAAGGUGAAAUCCAAGAACUGGAAGAAACAACGCUACUUCCUGUUACAGCAGGACUGCAUGACGGUCUGGUACAAAUCUAAGAUGUCUGGCAAAGCCAAAUCAGCCUUUUCUGUAAGUGAUGUGGAGACAAUCCGUGAAGGACAUCAAUCGGAGGUGCUGCGAAGUCUGGCUGAGGAGUUCCCUGCUGAUUGCUGUUUCACUGUUGUCUUCCAUGGGCGGCGAAGCAAUCUCGAUCUCAUUGCUAGUUCAGCUGAGGAGGCUCAGUGUUGGAUUCAAGGUUUGCGGCGCCUCAUAAAGACGGUCGUUAACAUGGAUCAAAAAGAAAGGCUUGAUCAAUGGAUUUGUGACUGGUUUUUAAAAGCUGAUAAAGACAACGAUGGUCGCAUGAACUUCAAAGAGGUGCAGCACUUGCUUAGGAUGAUGAAUGUCGAUAUGAAUGAAGAACAUGCCUUCCAGCUCUUCCAGAUGGCUGACAAAUCAGAAACAGGGUCGCUGGAGGGAGAGGAAUUUGUGCUGUUCUACAAAGCACUAACUCAGCGGGAUGAGGUGCUUGAGAUUUUCAAGGAGUAUUCUGAAGAUGGGAAGAAGCUGACCCUCUUGGAAUUUGUGGACUUCUUGCAACAGGAGCAGAUGGAAAUUGAGGGCACUGAUGAGCUUGCAAUGGAACUGAUUGACAGAUAUGAACCAUCUGAGACUGGCAAAGCUCGCCAUAUACUGAGCCCAGAUGGAUUCCUCAUGUAUCUUUGCUCACCAGACGGCUCCAUCUUCAACCCUGAGCACAGGAAGAUUUUCCAGGAUAUGUCUCAGCCUCUUGGCCAUUAUUUUAUCUCUUCCUCUCACAACACGUAUCUGAUUGAAGACCAGCUGCGAGGACAAAGCAGUGUUGAAGGAUACAUCAGGGCUCUCAAACGGGGCUGCCGCUGCUUAGAGGUUGAUUGUUGGGAUGGACCGAAUGGAGAACCAAUUGUCUAUCAUGGCUAUACAUUCACUUCUAAGAUCCCUUUCCGUGAUGUUGUGACAACUCUUGAGAAAUAUGCCUUCUGGGUUUCUGAUUAUCCCAUCAUUCUAUCUAUUGACAAUCACUGUAGCAUAGAACAACAAGACAUCAUGGCACAACUGCUGAAAGGCAUCCUGGGAGAAUGUCUCCUCAUCAAGACCAUUGAUGACCUUGUUCCUGUGCAAUUGCCUUCACCUGAAGAGUUGAAGCGCAAGAUCAUUCUAAAGGGCAAGAAGAUUGGAUAUCUGGAAGAUUCUCUGAAUGAGCAUCCAGACAAGAUACCUGAACGGGAAGACGUUAUUGACGAGGAAGGAAACGAGAUGGAAGAAGAGUCCCUGCGCAGUGAAGACAAGAGAAAAGAGAAGAAAGUUAAACAUUCCCUCUCCAAGGAACUUUCGGAUUGUAUUAUCUACUGUAAGAGUGUACCAUUCUGCAGCUUCCAGCAUUCUUGCAGCCACUACAAGUCGUAUGAGAUGUCUUCCUUCACUGAAUCCAAAGCUCGCAAGCUCAUCCGAGAAUCUGGGAAUGACUUUGUCCGCCAUAAUACCUGGCAACUGACACGGAUCUUCCCCAGUGGGCUGCGGACGGACUCCUCCAAUUUCAACCCCCAGGCGAUGUGGAAUGUGGGGUGCCAAUUGGUUUGCCGACCAUGAGAGAUGGACUUGUAUGAUGGGCUUUUUAGUCAAAAUGGCCGCUGUGGUUAUGUGUUGAAGCCGAGUUUCAUGAGGGAUAGAGAGACAGCCUUCAGCCCUGAGAACCAUGAAAGCAGGGGUGAAGGUAACCCCUUGAGCUUAAUGGUUAAGAUCAUUAGUGGGCAGCAGCUGCCCAAGAUUCCCAACAGCAAAGAAGGCUCCAUUGUGGAUCCGUUAGUGCGAGUGGAGAUUCAUGGGAUCCCUUCUGACAGUGCCAAGCAGGAAACCAAAUACAUUGACAACAAUGGUUUUAAUCCACACUGGGGUGAGUCCUUUCGGUUCUACGUGUGGGUCCCAGAACUGGCCCUUCUACGUUUUGUGGUGGAAGAUUAUGAUAAGGCGACUUGGAAUGACUUUGUGGGCCAGUAUACACUACCUCUCACCAGUGUCAAAGCAGGAUAUCGCCACAUCCAUCUCCUUUCGAAGGAUGGCACUGGGAUUCCACCAGCAUCUCUGUUUGUCCACAUUCGGAUAGGAGAGUUGGCAACUGAGAACGACUAAAUCACAUUCCUGCAU